Pangasianodon hypophthalmus (striped catfish) is the source of this 2557-nucleotide messenger RNA. RefSeq names its product Bardet-Biedl syndrome 10 (gene bbs10). The transcript has 3 exons. Gene Ontology annotation, molecular function: ATP binding. The record is from RefSeq and is a predicted model, not a curated record. Gene Ontology annotation, biological process: chaperone-mediated protein complex assembly. NCBI's taxonomy places the organism in Eukaryota, Metazoa, Chordata, Actinopteri, Siluriformes, Pangasiidae. Bases 189 to 1994 code for a protein of 601 amino acids.
GAAGAGAAGAAAUAGCGGAAGACGAGAACGCGUCUCCUGGAUACGGAGAGAAGCCGAGCAAAUGUGGAUAUAAACAAUAUUUUUAUUUUAGUUUUAUUUGAAGAACAUAAAUUAAUAACGCGAUUAAACUGUUCCUCGGUUUAUAUUAUAGAAAAAUAUAAAUGAUGUUUUAGGAGUCAUGCUGAGAAAUGGCUAAGGUGACUGAUCCCCUGCAGGCGUCUCUCAGUGUGGUCGGAGCGUUGGAGUGUGUGGUGCGGCGCUGCGUGGGGCCGAGCGGUGGGACGGUGAUCUUCACUAAAGACACGGGAGAAACACUAAUCACCAAACACGGACACCGCGUCCUCACUGCACUGCACCUGGAGCAUCCUGUAGCCAGGACGGUGUUGGAGUGUUUGCGUGCACACGAUCGUGUUACAGCGGACGGUUCGAAGUCGUUUGUCCUCCUGCUAGCCGCGCUGCUGCGGGGAAUCCGCGACUCUGUGCACGACUCUGCACACACACGCCGCCGCCACGCAUCCUGGAAACUGGCCAAUCAGCUUCACGCGUUCUGCUGGGACGGGUUGGAUGACGUCAUAGCUCACGGCGUCGUUCCUUACGCCUCGUCUCUGUUCGGUCCCGGCGGAUGUGAGCCGGAGGGCGGAGUCUUGGCUGCGUUGGUGGCCGGAUACGUGGGUGGGCGGGUCAGUCCCGGUCAGGCCGAGGUUCUCACGCCGCUGCUGUGUGAGCUCUACACGAGGGUCGCACACGGAGACGCGGACAGCGAGGCCAUCUCAUUUAUUCACGCAAACUUCUCUCAGCUGCACGCGGCCGUGUCGGGACUACACAGCGCCCAAUCACGCGUGGUGGAAGGUCUCCUCCUGCCCUGUGAUUGGUCCGUUUGGAAAGAGACAGACGGUCCGGUGAAGGCGCUGGUUGUUUAUGAGAAAUUAGACGAACGUUAUGAUGAAAGUGUGAGUAUUCAGUUUCAGGAGGACUGGACAGUUCAGAGUGACAGCGUCAUACAGGAGAGAUUAGCGACAAUCCUGCGCCUCCAGGUGAACGUCGUGUUGUCGGCGGUGAAGCAGCCGGACCGCGUGCUGGCGUGGGCGUGGCUGAACACCGUCUCCGUGCUGGACUGCUGCGAUCCGGGGCAGCUGGACCUGCUGUGUGAACUCAGCACGGCAGAAACGCUCACAGUGCAGCCACUGAUGCGCGUCGGGACGCUGACACACUGCCGCCGCUUUCAGCUCGGAGGACGCAGAUACGCUAACGUCGGGGUCACACACACGUCAGUACACACACACACCCUGGUGCUGUGCGCGCCCGCUGCAGGACCGCUCGAACAGAGCGUGAGCGUGAGCCGUGGCGUGUUCUCCAUGCUGCAGCAUCUGAGUCUCUCUCACAGACACAACAACGUCUCACCGCGUCCUGACGAGCAGCGUCUCGCGUCCUCGCAGCGUCUCGCGUCCUCGCAGCGUCUCGCGUCCUCGCAGCUCCACUCGCCGUGUCCGAACCUGCACCAGUGUGUUUUAAACGCUGGUGAUGUCAUCCCCGUGGGAGGAGUUUUCGAGUUUGUGUUCCAUCACUCCUUGCUGCACAGUAACCAUGGCGACCCCGAGAUCCGGAGACUCCUCGCCGAGGCCGUACUGAGCGUGCCCAGAUCUCUGCACUCCCACAGACCCGGAGAUUUCCUGCAGCAUCUCGUGCACUUCACGAAUAGUCUGCUGCAGCGCCGUCCAAUCAGAGAGCACGGCUCAGGGUCAGAGUUCAUGUGGGGUUUGGGAGCAGAUGGAUCCGGGUGUGUGUGUGUGGAGCCGGUCUGUAGUAAACACCAGUUGGUGGCGUCUGUGCUGCAGUGUGUGAACAGACUGUUGCGUGUGGAGACUGUGAUACACACAUCGAGGUCACUCGCCCUCGCAGCAUCGUCCGAGCCUGACAGUGAAGAAGAUGAUGAUGAUGGAGAAGAAGAAGACGAUGAUGAUGAUGAUGAUGAUGAUGAUGAAGACGGGACGUGACUCCAUGUGACCGCUUUCCUCUAAAAAUGACCUGCACAUGUCAUUUAAAUCAUUUAAAUAAUCUAUGAAUAUGUAAAUUUGGAAACGCCCCCAUGUCCUCCUGCCAUCUUUAACAUUUUCUCACUGAUUUAUUUAACAGAAGAAAAACCUGUCAGAAUAUAUUUCAGUGUUACCACGACAACCACCUUCUCCUCAUCGCUAACGUUAGCUUGGUAGAUGGUUAGAGCCUCUGCAGCCAAACGUUAGCACGUUGUUAUCUUCUAAUAAUUUGUAUAUUAGACAUGAUUGGUCCAAAGCUGUUGUGUUUAUUAAGUUACGUCGCAAACUAAGCUCAUACAAUCACAAUUAUUACACAAACACGCAACCACACAAACAGACAAACAACCACAUAAACAACCACUAAAGCAACCAAACUCUUAAACAACCAACCACUAAAACAAUCACACAAACAACCACUAAAACAAUCACACAAACAAACAACCACACAACACACAAGCCCACAGCCACGCAAACACUCAAAUAACCUCACACACACACACACACACACACACACACACACACAC